Messenger RNA from Closterium sp. NIES-65, 1050 nucleotides. The record is from the annotation of a GenBank genome assembly. NCBI's taxonomy places the organism in Eukaryota, Viridiplantae, Streptophyta, Zygnematophyceae, Desmidiales, Closteriaceae.
AUGCAUCCUUCUAAAACUGCCGGCUCGCCUUCUAACAUUACCCCUGCCACGCCCUUGGUAGCACCUUCACCGCAGGUGCACGAACGUGGUCCGGACGGAGCUGGUGUGUUGCCGGGCAUGAUUCCCACGCCCUUCCUGGCCACAUGCGAGGACACUCACGCUAGUGUCCGUGGAGCGGACACCGUUCUUGGCGGCGAUGGGUGUGGAGACGACGUCGUCGGGCGUGCGAUGGAGCAAAUACGGCUGUUGUGGGCGCAGGUUCAGGCGACUCAUGGGACAAAGGGUCCAUCGGCUGUGGCACACGGGGCCGUGCCGAACUUCACCCUUGGUGAAGACCUGCAUGCCGCUCUUGCGGGAAUGGACGGCGAUGCGGCGGAUGAGUCGGGCAAAGGAGGCGGAGUUGUAACGCCAGUCGUGGCAGCCCAGCCGCAGGUGUGGAGGCCGAACGGCAGGGCUGGAGAUGCACCCCAACAGAGUGGGGUUCGGAGGGAUGCGUGUGUGGCAAUGCAGGCACCAACACGACCUGCACGAGCUGCCGAAGAGUUAGCGCCAGUUGCAGAGGCAUUUGAGCAGCCAAACCGCGGAUUCGCAAUGAACCGACUGUCUGGAGCCACGAGGCUGGCGAUCGUGGGGAACCACGGGGGUCUCCUGGUGGGCGGUGUUGGUGUGGGGAGAGAGACAGGGAUGGCCGCGGGGAGCGUAGCGCCUGAUGGUGUGGCGUGGGAUCGACAUGCGCUGGGCCUGCAAGGAAGAGGGUUGAAGCGAGAGCGGCCGAAGAUGACGAUCAUGGUUGACUUCAACCCAAACGAUGGCCGGCCUGAUUUGGUGCCGGGAAUGCCUCCGGCAGACCUGAUUCACUUUUACGCCAAGAAGGCGAUGCAUCUGCUGUUGCGUUCAUGCGCCGCGCAUGGCGUAACGCACUGGCCGACGGACGACGAGAGGAGCGUGGCCCUUCUCGUGGUGCUCUGGUGCCACUACGACGUCUGCCAGCUAGACGUUGACCGCGCCAUGGGGAACGGGGCAUACAGCAAGGUGGUCAACAAGAUCUAG